Penicillium nucicola is the source of this 5193-nucleotide messenger RNA. RefSeq lists its product as uncharacterized. Bases 1 to 5193 code for a protein of 1730 amino acids. Lineage: Eukaryota; Fungi; Ascomycota; Eurotiomycetes; Eurotiales; Aspergillaceae. The record is from RefSeq and is a predicted model, not a curated record. Gene Ontology annotation, biological process: microtubule-based movement; mitotic spindle organization. Gene Ontology annotation, molecular function: ATP binding; microtubule motor activity; microtubule binding. The transcript has 5 exons.
AUGACAGUCUCACCGCCAGCAUCACCGACUGGUGCACCCCCGCGACCCAUCAGCGCCGUCAUGCGCACGCCGCGCAGUAACAGUCGCUUGAGCAUGAGCAGCAGGCAGGGAGGCAGUCGUGCCUCGGACGACGAGGGCAAAACUGCAGUCAAAGUCGCUGUCCGUGUACGACCUCCUCUGAAACCAACAGACCCCGGUUACGAAUUAAUCCCCCAGCGAUUCCAACGUUCGAUGGUCCAUGUCACCGCGCCGACUAGUCUCGCCGUCGAUGUUCCCCAGGGACGCAAGCUGUUCGUCUUCGACCGCGUGUUCCCCGAGACCAUUGAGCAGGAGGGUGUGUGGGAGUACGUCAGUGACAGUGUCAACUCUUUUAUUCAGGGCUACAAUGUCUCCAUCAUGGCAUAUGGCCAAUCCGGCGCUGGAAAGUCGUUCACAAUGGGUACCUCGGGCCCCGGUGAACAGAAUAACAUGCAGGACAUGGUGCGUGUCAUUUCAGGAAUUAUCCCUCGUGCAGCGCAGGCCUUGUUCGAUAAAUUGGACGGCCCCUCAAAACACAACCGGAAUGGCUCCAACUCGACUACGGGCCUCCGCACACCGCAACGAUAUUCGAUGAGUUCCGCUUCCAACUUUGGAAAGCCAGCCCAGGAAAAGACCUGGCAGCUAAAGGCUACAUACGUGGAGAUCUAUAACGAGCAUUUGAGAGAUUUGCUGCUCCCAGAGUCCACCGUCGCCAAUGACCGCAGCAACGUCACAAUUCGGGAAGACACCAAGGGCCGCAUUAUUCUGACUGGCCUACACCAAGUGAAUAUUAAUUCUUUCGAUGAUCUAAUUGGUGCCUUGAACUUCGGCUCGACCAUCCGUCAAACAGAUUCCACCGCCAUCAACGCCAAAUCCUCUCGGUCGCACGCCGUCUUCAGUUUAAACCUCAUCCAGCGCAAACCCUCGGCUGGCCAAACAACCUCCAGCCCCGCCAGGGAGAAGCGCAUGUCUAUGCCAGUCGACUCGUUCUCGGGUGAUUCGGUUAGCGUUGACAGCAAGCUCCACUUCGUGGAUUUGGCAGGCAGCGAACGGCUCAAGAACACAGGUGCCUCUGGCGAACGCGCCAAGGAGGGUAUUUCCAUUAAUGCUGGUCUAGCAGCUCUUGGAAAGGUCAUUUCUCAACUUUCCUCGCGCCAACAGGGUUCCCACGUUUCUUACCGUGAUUCCAAGCUCACUCGACUGCUUCAGGAUUCACUGGGCGGAAACGCCUAUACUUAUAUGAUUGCCUGUGUGACACCGGCCGAGUUUCACUUGAGCGAGACUUUGAACACUGUUUCAUACGCUCAGCGUGCCAGAGCCAUCCAGAGCAAGCCCCGCAUCCAGCAUAUUGCCGAUGACGGUGAUAAACAGGCUGUCAUCGACCGCCUCAAGGCUGAGGUGGCUUUCUUGCGCCAACAGGUUCGCAACGCCGAAGCAUCUGACCGACGGGAUGGAUCCUCCCCCGAGCGAAGUGCACGCAAGAAUGAACGUGAGAAGCAUCUACAGAACCAACUGUUGGAUGUCCAGGAGAGUUAUAACUCCUUGAGCCAACGACACGCCAAACUCAUUUCGACCAUGGCCACUGACUCGCACGAUACGAACGAGACGGACGAAGCUGCCUCGGAAAUCGGCAAGAGCUCAGUUGAGAGAAUGCAGCGUUCCAAGUCAUUUGCUGAAUCUGUGGAGCAAAUGGUUUUGGAGUACGAGAAGACCAUUCAAAGCUUGGAAUCUUCCUUGUCCGAUACCCGUAUUUCUCUUUCUACCACUGAAAGCGAUCUUCUCGAGCGUGAGACUAAAUGUGCCUACGUCGAGGCCGUUCGCGAGCAGCUGCAGUCUCGUGUCCAAAAGCUGCUAGAUCGCGAGGCUAGCACUGAGACCUAUCUCAAUGAGCUGGAAUCCAAGCUUGAUGGCCAGUCUACAGGCGAGGAGCAACAUGCUGCUAUUGUGGCUGAGUUGCGCAAGGAGCUCAGCCGGGCCCGCGACAGUGAAGUUAGCUGUGAAGAGUAUAUAUCCACGCUCGAAGAGCGACUUGCGGAAGGUGACCAGGACAUGGAACUGAUGCAGCGCGAAGUAUUGAGAUUGGAGCAUGUAAUCGAACGCCAACGCGGCAUUGGAAAGCUGGAUAACCUGCUCCACGAACUAGAUCAUUACCAUGAGGCUGACAGCCAUGCUGCCCCCAAUGGCGUUGAUCACCCUCAGAUGUCUCAUUCAUCUCGCGGUGCAUCUGCUUCUCACAGACAUACGCCAUCAUUGGAUGUCCUCGGCGAAGCCACUGAGACAGCUAUCCCUGAAUCGGACGAGGAUCUUAUCGAGUCAAUUCAGGAGGCAUCCGACGAAUCUGCCGAGCAAUCUGACCAGGACGCUGAUGUUUCUGGUCAGGAUUUGAUGGUCUUAGAGAAUGUCACCAGUAAGAUGGAGGCACGCCGCUCCGUGGCACUUCUUCAGGAGCCCAUUUCAAGUCCUGCUCAGUCUAAGUUCGUUGCCGACAAGCUUGAGACAGUUACCCAGGAGCUCUUCGACCUUCGUCUACAGCACGAGAACACCAUGGGUGAUUACGAAGUGCUUGAGUCCAAGUAUGAGCAGGUCCUCAAAGUCCUUGCUGAACUCCGCCAGGACAAGCUUGACGAAGCUCGUCACCCGGCAUCCAAUCUCCAAAUCGACAGCCCAUCUCGCCCCGUGUCUUUUUUAGGAAACGGAGGCACUCCCAUAUCGAAGUCUGGAGCACAACACUCAUUCUCGCAGUCACUCUCCUCGGAAUUGUCCUCGGCCGGGGAGCCAUCCACUUUGCGCGAAUCCUCUGAAUGUGGAUCAAAGCAAAUUUCCUCCACGCCUUCGACUCCUGUCGUGCCACCUGUGGACACUGAGGAGUCUGAGAGUAUGCGCAAGAUGUUGGCCGAACACCAGGAGAGCGCCGAGCUGAUGGCUCAAAAGUACACCGAGUUGCAGACCGAGCACGAAGAGAUUCUUGGCCUGGUUGAAAAGCUGAAGGCAGAGGCUCAACGUGCCAAGUCCCAGAAUAUUCUGUCUGGCGUGGACCGUGCCACCCGCGCGCUUACCGGGUUGCGACUGAUUGCUACUGAAGAAUUCGCCGAGAAGCCAGACGCUAUGCACAACUUCGAUUACCAUUUGGAUGCGACGAUGCACGAACUGCAGAGCCGUAUGGAGCGCCUCCAGUCCCUUGAAUCUGAGAACCAGAGUGUUAAAAAGGAAAUGGAAAUGAAGAUGACUAUUAUCUCUGGUCUUACCAGAGAACGAUCUAGUUUGCAGGGCGCCUCACCUGUCGAUAUGGCCCUGGUUUCCCAAUUGCGUGACCAGGUCAUAUCUCAGGAGAUGCAAAUCAAUCAGCUCCGCGAUGCACAUGAAUCCCGAGAGAAGAAGCUGCUUGGAGAGAUUGAGACCUUGAACGGUCUUCUCAAGUCCCAGGAGAGCGCCACUCGCGCCAUGGAUGCCGGUGCCGAUGAGCAAGAUAAGAAGAUCGGUGCCCUUGAAGGCGAGCUCUCCGAGUGGAAGGGUAAGCAUCAGAGUGCGCUGGAGUCUUUGCAAUCGUCAGAGACACAGCUUACUGGCACUCUUGCCGAGCUUGAGGCGGCUUUGGCUUCCGUGGAAGCGAUGCGUGCUGAGCGUGCUGAGGGCAAUGAGCUCACUGAUAAGGACGUCACUGCUCAGGAGCUUGAGGGUGAUCGUGCCCAGCAGCAGGAUCUUGUUGACGGGCUCAAGAAGAACAUUGAAGAGCACAAAUCCACCAUCGCUAGUCAGCUUGCCGCAAUUGCGGGUCUGGAGAAGUCACACUCCGAUGCGCAGGAGAAACUGGCCGCGCAAAUCACCACCGAUGAGGAGAUCACUGCCGGCACUGUCGACUUGAAUCUCACCGCUCGGAUGGCCGAGCUUGAGAAGGAGAUCUCCACACACAAAUCUGCUGUUGAUUCUCAUCAGAGCGAGCUUGAGACCCUCACCGGUUCUCACAAGCGUGAAUUGGCUGAGCUUGAGGAGCGGACUAAGGCUGCUCUCCAAGCUGAGUACGAUGCACGCCUCGUUGAGAAGGAUGCCGAGCAUGACAAUUCCAUGGCUGCCUUGCAGAAAGAAAUUGCCGACUCUCGUGAUGAGUUGGUCAAGCUGCUCAAGGCUGUUUCAACCCUUCUCAACUCUGACGUUUCCGCCGAGUCGUUGACUGAUCAAAUUCAAGAUGUAUUGUCCCAGAAGCAGCACUUCUCCGACAAAUAUGCCGAGCUUAUGGGUACCAAUGACGACCUUCGCAAGCGACUCGAAGCUCACGGUGAAUCAGAAAGCCGGUUGGAUGAAAUGACAAAGAAGCACACCGCCCAAGACGCUAAGGUCAACGAGCUGGCUCUCUUGGUCGCAACUUUGGAGGAUACUCUUCGUCAGAAGGACGAGCAGGUCAAGAAGAAGGAAGCUCUGGUUGAAGAGAUCACGAUUGAGAAGCAAAAAAGUGUGCGUCUUGUUGAGGAGCUCGAGGAGCAGAUCACCAACAGCUUCGAUCAACACCACAACCGUCUUUCUGUCAUUCAACAGGAGCGUGAUCAGGCCCUGGAGGAUGCCAAGGCCAAGAUCGUUAUCUAUGAGGGAGACAUUGAAACUUACCAGGUCCGGAUUGAACAACUGGAGCUCCAAAUCAAGAACACCGGAAACACUGAGAGUUCGCACGAUCGCAGCAGCUCCCUCACUUCUAACCUCCGCAAGAGCUCAUCGGCUGCUUCCCUUCCCUCGCCCCCACCGGCUAUUCCUCUUCCACCCCUGCCUACCAUCGCUCAGACGAAUGGCUCAUCCAGUGUGUCCCCUCCCAGCUCUCGGCACGCUAGCAAGGAGUUGGUGAAUGCCCAGAUGGUCGAGGACCAGGAAGCCCGUAUCCGAACCAUCGAGAAGCACCUGUACGCCGAAAAGCAACUGACCGCCACCCUGGAAGAAGCUCUCGGCGACCUUGAAGCCCAGAGCAGCAAGGUCAAGAGCGACUGCGAGGCUUGGAAAAAGAAGGCCUGGGGCUUCGAAGACGAGCUCACCUCUCUUCGCAAGGAGCGCAGCUCCGCUCGCCUGUCUCUUCAAGCUGUCGAGGAGGAGCGCAGUGCCCGUCGCGAAGCAGAGGCUGCCCGUGCCCAGCUCGAAGAGCGCAUGGCUGCCCUCAACAAGAAAAAGAAGAAGAGCACCCUCAACUGCUUCUAG